Eimeria necatrix is the source of this 3330-nucleotide messenger RNA. RefSeq lists its product as hypothetical. Lineage: Eukaryota; Apicomplexa; Conoidasida; Eucoccidiorida; Eimeriidae. Gene Ontology annotation, molecular function: RNA binding. The record is from RefSeq and is a predicted model, not a curated record.
AUGUAUGUGGUUUUACAACAGCCAUGCUUGCCAACUAGCGACUUCUCUCCCUCGUUGAAGAAAGUUCCCGUAUUUCAAAGCGCCCUGCAGUGCUCUGUGCCCCCUCAUCAUGCGAUGGACUCGUCGGCGACGGAAGCGCCACUCUCCCCCUCAACGUCUCAGGAGCUAGCCCUGGUUUCUAUGUCGAUGGACAGCCAGGGAGGAACAAUGGGGGCACUUCAAGAUUCUGACUGCCCGCAAACCCCAGUAUCGCCUUCGAAGGAGGGGAGCCCAGAGACCGAUAGCAGCAUCCGCAUCACCCCCAAAGGCACAAAAGCUCAGCUGCAGCCAAAGGUGCAGCAACAGGCUAAGUCGAAGGAGGAACUGGAGUCUGAAGUUUCAACCAAACCUGCUGCCUCUUCGUUUUGUCUGUCAGCCAACGCACCGCCAUACACGCCGCAGUCCACAGCAGCAAAGGAGACACUCAGGGCGGGAGCCACUGCAGAGCCAGACGCUGUAAUAGCCACCUCUGAAUCGGGAACCAGUCCUCCUUCCGUUUCCCGACAGCAUCAGGACAGUUUGCAGCUGUGUGAUGCUGGUUCUGCUCCCGUUAAUAAAGCCUCUUCAGCUCCAACUGAGACCCGAGCACUUCGGCAAGCAGACCCCGCAGCAGUUAGUGCUGCAGGCGCAAUUCAGGCGCAACCAGACACUGUCAGCAACAGUCGGAAGAUAGUUAAGCCAAAUUCACAUCCACCAUCGACCAGUGUUCCACUCAAGUUCUGCAAGUUUCUUAUAGGCGAAGACGUGGCAGGUUUUCUUGUUGGGCGAAAGGGAGUUGGCAUUGAGGAAUUCCAAACCCGAAAUGGCCCAGGGCUGAAGGUUAGUGUGUCGAAGAGAGGCGAACUAUUCCCUUGCUUGCUAGAACGCACGGCGACUGCUGUGGGUGUCGGCGACGGUGUGGAGCGUGCUCUUUUGGAAGUUUCCAAGGUGGCACUCGACAGAGCAAUGCAUAAGGAGGAAGAAAGACGCAUAGACAAUGGCAAGAAAAUAUGCAAGCCCAAGGGGUGCUUUAAACUGGUGGUGCCCGAUUCCGCGUUGACCCACAUCUUCACGCCGGACUCUGAGGGGCGUGUGCCGGUGGUGGAAGUCGCGAAGAAACACGGGGUAGAGAUCCUAUCUUCGGCAGAGGGUGGUCAUUUACACAACAAGAUGCACCACUUAGGGAUGAAGGAAACCGUCCUGCAAGUAAUUGGCAACGCGGACUUGGUGCCAAGGGCCGUAGUGGACUUGUCGUUACUGUAUCAAGGAGACCCUUCUUUGCCUUCAUCUCUCCACCUCAAUUACUCCCACGCUCAUUUUGUUGCAGCUCCUCCUCCCCCUCCCACUCCUCCGCCAUCCCCAGCUCUCAGCAGCGCCUGUGGCAACCGCAUGCCUCCCUACUUUGCACAUCCCGCAGGGCUGCUGCAUUUGGCCAGCGGGUGCCAGCAACAAUUUGUACAUUCGAACGGCUGGAGCGCUACACCUCAGGCGGCGGCGCCUCUCCUCCACGCGUUGAGGGCGUCUGGAAGCUCCCAGACAUCCAUGCUCUGCAUGCCUUCUACGUUGAGCAGUACGGACAACUCGGUAGUGGCUCCGUCACAAACUGAACGGCUCAUGGGACCGCAGAUGCAAGGAUUUCAGGGCCAGGACCCGGCACCGUAUGCGCUGUCGAGCUCAGCCACUAUGGAUUAUCAGGGAGGGCGACACAAUAACGAAAAGGCCGCACACAGCUCACCAUCCCUAACGGAUGAUGGGCUUGUAGCGGAGCUUAAGCAACGGCUAGGGGCGGCUGUGGUGGCCGCUGCAGCAGCUAAUGCGACAGCUGCACAGUCCCAACCAUGCUUUGUCAGUCCGGAUUCCCAGUCGGCGGUGUGGAGCCAGCAGCAGCAAUUCCAUGAACCACAGCAACAUCUGGUAACCGGCGACUGCCAAGACUUGCAGCUUCUCAGUCAGUUGUGUGCGACUUAUCCGCGUCAAGCUCUUACCUCAAGGGAGCAGCAACAACAGAUCACUCCUUUGCAGAAUGGGCAACCGGGGCUGCUCCAGCAGCUUGAUGAGCUACAGCAGUCCCGACUGCAGCAGCAGAUGCCACAGGCGCCACACCAGCAUCCACAUCAGCUUUCUUCCAGCCACGCUGAAGACCUCAGCGCAUUGCGUUCGUUUGCACCCCCAUCGUCUCAGCUGAGCUUGCAGCAGCUGCAGAGUCAGCUGCAGUUGCAGCUACAAAUGUUGCAGCUGCAACAGAACGGGGGCGUGCACCUCAGAGAAAAUGGGCUUGUCGAUAGCGCUGCAUUGCGUGCGACAAGUGAACGAACUGACGAACAGAAAAAGCCGGUGCUGUUACCGCAGCAUCUUCAGCGGCUGCAGCAAUACUUGCAGCAGCAGCUUCAGCAGAACCCGCAGCAAACCCAAAGUCUCCAGUCAGGUCAACUUUACAGCGCUCCUGAUCACGGGGAUGUGCUAUCCAUUCAGUUGCAGGCACAGCCGCAGGUACAUGCGACGCCGUUGCACGACCAGCAUCAUCCACUAGAUUGGUCUGAGUCAAGGCGUGAACGGUUGCAGGAGCUGAGGCAGUUGCAUGAUGUGACUUUGGUUGGCCGAGCGCCUGGUGAUGCUGGCAAGCCGAAGCGGUGUGGAACCGAACUGCCGCAGCAUCAAUCUAAUGAAGAUCCACUCGAACUGCUUUCUCCAGUGCCGCCACCUUACUGGGCGCAGAUUUCGCAGCAGCAGCAGGCACAUCAAUCUCAGCAGCAAAAUGACUGGAGGUUGCCCAUAGGGUCGUCUCAGUGUAGUCCCUCUGCCACCUCGCCUGACCUUUCCCUACAGCUACCCCAGCAACCAUCUGCAUCCCUGAUCGCAGACGUACAUCAACAUUUUAACGGCACCCUUUCUGUUGACCAGCCACCAGUCGCCGCCUCUGCGCUGAAUCAGUCAGCUGCAGCACAGGGUUCCCUUCAGCCUGUGGCCUUGCCGUUCGCCCAGACUGAGGAAAGAAGAUGCGACCCGCUUGCUGUGCGCAAACUCUUAGAGGAGCUUCUCAAAAUCAUGAGCCCCUCUACAGGAUGCGAGGCCCCAAUUGCCCAAUGCAGCGGCGCACAGCUGACUGCUUUUACGCAGACGGCCAAAGCUACUCCAGCGGAAGGUGCUGCAGCGGAUAUCCCGAAGAUGACAACUACAACACAGGAGCCAGCAGCGCUUACUUUUGAACCUACAAAAGUGUGUCUUUCUAGGAAACAAACCGCAUAUCUCCUGCGCCCACUCAUCGAGGGUUGCAAAGUGCCUCGUUGCAGUCUUGAUAAGGAAUAUUUGUGA